GAGAUCAAUAGUUUCAGACUUCGGAGCAGAAACUGAACAAAAAUCAGUUCAGCACUUGAGCUGAUCUGAUCUGGAGUUGUGUCCCCGUCGACGCCGAUACCUUCCUCACCGGCGGUGCCACUCCAAUCGUCGCCACGUAGCCGUCGACAGCACAUGGCGGAUGCCACCGCCGGCCGUCGCGGCGUUGGACACACACAGAGCAACAGCAACUGACGCCGCCGCCGCGCGCAGUCGAUGCAUGUUGGGUUGGAUGUUUCACCAAAUCGCGUUAGACUUGGCCCUCCAAUCCACACUGGUGUUCGCUGCCUCCGCGGCCGGUGAUAGGACGAGUUCGGCUCCGAACGCCUCAGUGCUGCUCUACUCGCACAUGAGGUGUUCGUUCAAAUGCUUGCGAGUUGUUCGCCUCUUGUUCUGCUUCUACCUAUCACCGGCGAGACGUAGCCGGGACGACGAUGCUGGCAGCCGUGGACGCCGUGGCUGACUCUCGCCGGCCGUGAGCCUGUGCAAGCAGCAGGCAGCGGCAACAGGUUCUCGUCGCGAGGCGAGGAUGACGUCAUCGAGCAUGUGGGCCCACCUGUCAGCGGACAUGGGACUGCGGCCCCACCUGUCAGCGAAGGGUUGAACUCCCUUCAAAUUGCACCCGCCUUGCCGCCGAGAGCGCCGAGCCGUAACCUUGGCCAACGAACUUCUCUCCUCCCUCCGUUCUCCCCUCGCCGGUGAGCCAAGAAACCAAGAACCCACUCGCCGCCUCCGCUGCUCGCCGGACAGAGCGCCAAGAAACCAAGAGCCGCCUCGCCUGACGCCAUGGGUGGUCGAAAGAAGCCGGGUUCCAAGAAGAUGCCAACCCCUGCUGUGAUGCGCAUCCGCUCUCCACCUCCAGACCCGCACAGGAGGGCGCGAGCUGCGCCCCGAAGGUGCAUCCCUCCAUUGGCUUCGGAUUCCGAGUCGUCUGCUUCUUCUCCGACGACUUCUCCAGCCGCCGCCGCGGCUGCUCUGCCUGGCAUCGCUCAAGCCCGGCACGAGUUCUUCGCCAAGCACACGGUGUACCACUACGGAGCGCCUCCGACUGCUCAACGAAACGAGCAGCGGGAGAGCGCGGGAGGAUGCCAGAGCGUGCGCGGCGGAGUUCGCCGCCAACCAGCUGACGGCCUUGCCGCUGCGGCGGGGCGAGGACAUCUCCGCGGCUUCCUCCUCGCGCCGUCAAGAAUCGGUGGCGGAGCGCGCGGGGCGGUGGAUGCUCCUGGACUCAUCGGCGAUCGGUUUCUCGACUCCGGCCACGGCAGCUUGGCCGGUACCGGAAUGGACGCACCAGCCGGCGGGGAACGCAUUGGAGUACGGCCCAUGGAAUCCUCCGACGAUGACAGCACCUUCUGCUCCAGGUGCGCCCGAGCUCAGCGGGGAGCCGCCAGCGCCACCGCCCUCGUCACGACCGCUGUCGCCGCCGCCACCUCCGCCAGGUGUCAUUCCACCACCGCCGGGCGUGAUCCCGGCGCCGCCACCUGCGUGGUGGACGGAGCACCACCACCACCCGGCGGCGUCUAUGCCACCACGAGGACCAUAGGUGAGAUUUCCUGGUGA
Oryza sativa Japonica Group (Japanese rice) is the source of this 1578-nucleotide messenger RNA. RefSeq lists its product as uncharacterized. The record is from RefSeq and is a predicted model, not a curated record. NCBI's taxonomy places the organism in Eukaryota, Viridiplantae, Streptophyta, Magnoliopsida, Poales, Poaceae.